AUAUCCCCCUGCUCCCUGGCUCCCCGCCACGGCUGAGCCCUCGGGCAGUGGCCAGAGGAGGCCGGGGCCCUAGACACGGAGGGCGAUACCUCCAGGAGCCGGCUCCCCUGGCCCCCGGUUCGCAGGGCAGCUCCUACCCAGCUUCUGGCUGGCCCUGCAGUGGACGGGGCUCCCACGGCAGCUCUGUCAUUAACAACUAUCUGGACGCCAAUGAGCCCGUGUCCUCAGAGGCCCGCCUGAGCCGCAUGCACUUCCAUGACAACCAGAGGAAGGUCGAUUAUGUGCUCGCUUACCACUACCGGAAGCAUGGGGCGCACCUGGGUCACGGCUCCCCUGGCCACUCUCUGGCUAUCGUCUCUAAUGGGGAGACGGGCAAGGAGCCCCAUGCUGGGGGCCCCAGCGACAUUGAGCAGGGGCCGCUUGAUGCCCUGGAGGAGGAGAGGAAGGAGCAGCGGGAGGAAUUUGAGCACAACCUGAUGGAGGCCGGGCUCGAGCUGGAGAAGGACUUGGAGAGUAAAAGCCAGGGAUCCGUCUUUGUCCGGAUACACGCCCCAUGGCAGGUGCUGGCCAGAGAGGCAGAAUUCUUGAAGAUCAAAGUUCCCACCAAGAAAGUAUGA
Molecule: messenger RNA, 617 nt
Organism: Galeopterus variegatus (Sunda flying lemur)
Lineage: Eukaryota; Metazoa; Chordata; Mammalia; Dermoptera; Cynocephalidae
Product: anoctamin-2-like
Exons: 3
Molecular function (GO): protein dimerization activity
Source: RefSeq, a predicted model, not a curated record